This is a messenger RNA of Onychostoma macrolepis, 4101 nucleotides long. It is a transcript of the gene ncmap, whose product is annotated as non-compact myelin associated protein. Gene Ontology annotation, molecular function: structural constituent of myelin sheath. NCBI's taxonomy places the organism in Eukaryota, Metazoa, Chordata, Actinopteri, Cypriniformes, Cyprinidae. Gene Ontology annotation, biological process: regulation of myelination. The coding region runs from base 1976 to 2431 and encodes 151 amino acids. The record is from RefSeq and is a predicted model, not a curated record. The transcript is spliced from 5 exons. Gene Ontology annotation, cellular component: plasma membrane; Schmidt-Lanterman incisure; paranode region of axon.
GGGCCGCUGUAUUGUAGUAGUAGGCUAUAUAAUGCCAAGUUUUUGCAGUCUCUCUUUGAGGGAGAAAAAAAAGGUAGCCACAGUGUGAUAUAUGGACAAAUGAAAGCAGCUUAAACUAUGUAAACAGUGUAAUCUUUGGGCCGGAUUUGUAAUGCCCUGCGAUGGGUGACUGAUUGCAGUGCAGUGUGUACCUGCGCUCGCCAUGUGUUUGCUGAUGACCCAUGGAAACAGCUUGACUUCAGCUCUUAUCUUGUGUACGUGUAGAGCAGAUGCAACAUACUUGGAAGAGCGAGUUAAGUUAAUUGACUGAAUUAUUAAUUAUUGUUUUAAGCAUGCAUGUCUAUUGAAGAUACCUCAGGGUGAGAAUAAUGGUGCUUAGUAUAUUGAAAUAACAUGAUGUCAAAACUAAAGGUUUGCGGGAUAUUUUUACUAUAUACACAAAUAUCUAGUUUUCAGCAGGAAUUUAAAACUCUGUGGUAAUAAUAAAAGUUAGAGUGCAUAACUAUAUUAUGUCGCCAAAAAUCUCUGAAACGAACUUUAAGGAAGUUGCACACACCAGACAACACUGCUCACGCGAUGUUAAUUGCAAACAUUUUUGGGUAGUGCGUCGAUAAAGCACAACAAGUAACUAUUAUAUAGAAUAUCAUUUUAUUACAUAAGUACAAAUGACAAAUAUGUCACAAAAAUGUUAGUGUUUUCUUUAAGUCUUUUAGAAAAUUGACUUGAGGCCAACUGCUAAUGGUGUCAAAUUAGUUUGUAUGGCGAGACUGCAUCUCGCCUACAUUGAAAUGUUUCACAAGUAAGGAUAAGUUAAAAUAUCCUUUAAAAGCUGACAUUUCUGCAAAGAUGCAGAAUAGUAGCCAAAUGAAGAACGGCCCAUUCCGUGGCUUUGUAAAAUUCCAAUUAAUCAAUCAAACUAGAUGAUGCAAGACUGGCAGCGGUGACCAUCAUCAGUUUUGUUCUGUGGUUUUGUUUGAACUAGAUUGAGGCAGAGGACAAUAGAGUCCUUUCUGUAAGUCUCCACUCUCCUCCAGUUGUUUGUGAAAGCUGAGCAGGACAUUUAAACGUGUUCUUGUUAUAUAACGAUGCCAUCUGAAAAAGAGUGCAAACUGCCAAACGCAAGAACCACAAAAUUUCCCUCUGGAACAAGCUGUAUCAGGGACCAUGAACUCACAAACGAGGCCAAAAAAAGUGUAGAAAAAGUAUGGCAAUAUCUGUUAUUUCAUUUCGAACAUAUCUAAAACAUAAAGUGGCUGUCUCACAAAAAGAAAUAAAUAGAAAUAAUAAAGAAAGAAAGAAAACACUUUUGCGCUUUACAGGUAACUUGAUUCCCGCUGAGGCAUAUUGCACUGGCUGGUUGACUGGAAAACCCAUGAGGGAAACUCUAUCAUGAGAUCCCUUAGAGGAAGGAAUCCCUUAAAAAGAACAAAUGUCCCCUUUCUUUUAUUGACGCAUUUCUGUUACAAAACAGGUGUGCGUGUGUGUGUGUGUCGGGGUGGAGGGAUGAAACAUACCCUUUUCUGAAGGAAGUUGCUUUUGAAAAGGAAGAAUUGCAGAAAUCACCAAGGUGAGUACUGACCGAGAAUGGAGUGUGUGAACUGUGUUGUGAAUGUGGCACGCCUUGGGGGCCAGGCUAGACCUGAAAAACCAGCUACCGCUUUCAGUCCAGAGAGCUCUGAUAUUGCAUGUCGUGUCUAUCUCUCUGCCAAGGGCUGAAACCAUCCCUCGCUUUCAACUUCUUCAGUUGAUAAUCACGCCUGAAGUGGACAUCCAGUCAUUUCACCUGUUCAGACUCAUUUCAGACGGGUUUCCAUUGUGUUUGUAAAUCCCAGCUCUGCUAGCGGCAGCGUGUGUGUGAGGGAAGGAGCGUGGACUAUGCUCGCUUCAGUCAACUGAAGGAGGGGGAGUGGAGGAAUUGAUACUGUGGAGAGAGAACUCCACGACGGGGAACUGAUCGUACAGGACAAAUCUAAAGAUGCAAAGGGCUGCUACAACAUCCGUGACCCAGUCCACAACCACACAGAACACCACAGUCGUCACCAAGUCUAGAGAACAAAUCCUCACGCAGAGCUCAGGAGCCAUGAUAGCUGUAAUCGUCAUUGGUAUAAUCAUCAUUCUCACAUUUUUGCUGAUAAUCCUCAAGACAUACAACAGGAGGACUCAUACGAAACGGAUGCUGGCUGUAGGCUCCAGCAAACCACGAAAGAAGGUGUCCUCAACUACCACAAACACAAACCUGGCCAUGAGCAACGUGGGUGCGAACUCAGUCUCUGGAAGCUUUGUGCAGAUUAAUGCAUCCUCAGAGAACGGGUACCGCAUCCCUCGGGUCGACCUGGCAAAUGUGGAUCGGAGUAAUGGGGAGCAUUUAAGCACCAACAGCAGCUCAACUAUUGUGACGAUACAUGACAUGCCAUCAGUAGAUAACACAUAGAAGACAUUGGACUCACACGUGCAAAGAUAUUAACAUACCAACAUGAACAAAGAACCAGUGGAAGAGGCCCGGUCAUGCCUGAGCACCCGCCAUUAACCGAACAUUCACUGCCCGUUUGGGAUUUUAUGGAACUUUGAUAUAAGUCCACUUUAAAAAACCUGUAUAUGAUAUUGAAGUACCCGAGGAACAAUUCAAACAAGUGUCCUAUCACUUGACAUGAUUAUAGUUUUAUUUUUAGCACUGGAUUUGGUGAUGAAAUGUAGGUUAAAACGUAUUUUACUGCCUUGAGCUGAAAACUGUUGGUGGGAGCCAGAAUUCAGUUAGAGAUGUCCGUCAAUUUAACUUGUGUAUUACCUUGACAUUUGCACUCUAAUAGUGAGGUACAUCAGAAAAGAUUGUUCAAACAAUAUACUCUAUAUAUAUUUUACAUUUAUGCAUUUGACAGACGCUGAUUCAUUAAAAGUAUAGAUUUUGUUUAUACAGUCCCUGGGGCUCAAACCUAUGCCCUUGACAUUCCUAGUGAUUUUAGAGGUCCAGCCUAAAAUGCUAUUGGGUGAGCUGGGAACAGACUCUGAGGUGUUACAUUGUGAGCUGGUGUUAAUUACAUCUUUAGAUGUCCAGGCAUUUCCUGCAUGAAACAACCACAAUGCACUAGUAAAUGCUCUUUUUAAAGGAGUCAGUUGAAAAGAUUUCAUUCUCACUGAACUUGCUUGAGAGUUGAGGUUUGAAUCAGACUCAGUCAGUGAAUCUUUCAGAAAUACUACAGAGUUUGAAGCUGAUUACAUCACUGAAUAAUGAAUCAUUUAUCAGUCAAAAGUAAAAUAAACCAGGAACCAGUGUUUUUUUUUUUUUUUAAACAGUUUUAUUCUAAUAAAUAUUAUUCUAAAAGAUUUUCAAAUAUAUAUAAAAUAAAAUAUAGGUCAAGAUAAGAUGAACUGUAAUGUUGACUCAUUACAAUGAACUGUUUUGACCCGAUGACUCCAUUGUAAUCACAUUGACCGGCACAUAUACAAUUAGAAUCACUACAAUGACCAUCAAAUGAGAACUACUAAACUACUUUUGUAAUUUGUCAACCAAAAAAAGUGAUUUGAUUUCCAAAGAUGGCUUAAUUGUAGGAGCCAAUGUCUAUCAUUUGUCAAUUCUUAGUCUGAAACUUUGUUUAAAAUAAUGCAAAAAACAUCUACUUUCCUCUCAAGCAAUCCAGACAUCUCCAGAAGUAACCUCAAGAAAAUUUAUUCACAAUCUGCAACAAAACUAAAGUAUUGCAUAAGAAUACAAGAAAAAGAAAGAAGAAAAAUACAGCAGCGCUUGAUUAUAUAAACAUGUAGAAACAUUUUUUUCUGUGAACACAGUUAUACCAAGCUCUCUGGCUAAUGUUCUAGUGCAACAUCUCAACAAAAACACUCAGGCACAAGAAACUUUUUCUCGAGGAGAUCAACUCACAUUUUGCAUGAGAAAAGACAUUUACAGCUAGAAAGAAAAGAUGCAAGAACACAUACUUGAGUACUACUCCAAGGCAACCAUGUCGAGAAGAUCAGUCUUUUCAAUGCAACAGUGUCUUUAUUAGACCUAUGAUAGUGUCUUGUCUUAUUGUUUAAUAUCAAGUGCAAAAGUGAAUUCAAAGUAAUGGAUACUGAAUGUAAAUGAUUAUUAAAAGCUUCCUGAACAGA